ACUUGCGUUGCCUGCCUGAGCCGUCGGUUCGGCCUCCUCUCUCUCUCUCUCUCCCCGCGAUGAUACGUGCCGGCGGUGCCUCUUACCGCAACCACCGACCGCCGCCGCCGCCUCCUUCCCCUCCGUCUCGUCCUCCGCCUCUACCGCCGAAUCCCUCGUCGUUGUCCACCCUCUCGCCGCUGGCUCCCCCUUUCUCUCUUGACCACGUCUUUCCCUCCCCACCGUCGUCCUCCCACCACCAUCCUCUCCCGCCCCAGCCUUUUCCAGCUGCCGAUCGGCCAUCUGCCUCCCGAUUGCCCUCCCGCACCGUCGCCUCCCCGGCCGCUGGCUCUAUCCGUUCCCAGCCGAGCUCCGUCGGUGAUUCCUACUACUCCCACUAUUAUUCUAACUCGCAGCUGUUGGCGUUUGAUGAUUCAUUCAGGCAUUCUUCGGCCUACUCGAGAGAUGGGGCUGGCCCGUGGAACAGGCCGGCGGAUGAGGAGGUAGGGCUUGGAAUGGAUUCCGAUGCGUACAAGAUGCCACCUUUCCAGGAAGGUGAUGGCCAUAACUAUUAUGACAAUGAUUCUUAUGGUGUCUGGCAUGGAAAUUCACUGACUGGAGAAGUACAUUUUGGGUCUCAAAGUUGCGAAUGGCUACAGGAUAAGCACCGAGAGAGCUAUGAGCAAGAUAUGGCAUCCUGUUAUACCAUUUGUACUGCUCCAUUCUCAACCCCAAGUGCUUUACUUGAAGAAAUUCACGGCUCUGGGACAACAGACUCGACCUCUAGGAUGGAUUUACAUGAUACUUCUGUUCCAAACUCCACUUAUGAUAGAUAUAUGGCACAACUUGACUCAUGUUCUGUGAAUCCACUGGUUUUCUACCCAGCUGCAACAUAUCCAACUCCGAGCCAAGUAUUUGCACCAUCAAACUUAAGAACUAGUUCAAACUUCAAUUGUACUUCGUCAUGUGCGAUGGUCCAUCAUGAAAUACCGUAUAAGACCAAUGAUCCAGUAAUUAAACCUUCUAAGCUAAAGGAGCCUAACCUCGAUCAAAACCUUGGGAGCAAAGCGGCUUGUGAUGAGAAGAGUGGACAAGAUUACAACAUAAUGAAGAGUAUUGUCUCACCUGUGAAUUCUGGAAAAGAAUUUCCUUCUGGCAGUAAUACAGCUAGUGAAAGUCCUUUUAAUCCUGCGGUGUUGAAUCCUGGGUUGAGAUUAGAAAAUUUGGUGACUCCUGAUGCUUCUCCAUCUAUGUGCAAUUCUGUGGAGCCAGAUAAAUCCAUGAAAAAUUCUUUAGAAGCACUUGAUCAGCAUAACCUUGCCGUUGACUCGCCAUGUUGGAAAGGAGCUCCAACCUUUUGGCAGUCACCAUUUACUGUUGAAGAAAUGCUUGUUCAGAAAGCCCUUGACGAGUCAAAAAACUUUGAUGAUCUAUGUCAAGAUCGAAAGCACCUUUUUGAGGGUGUUGGAAACUCGAAAGAUUCUGCAGAACAAGUUGGAAGUUUGAUUUUUAAUGAAAUGAAACAAAGUUCAAUUUCUGACAAGCCACAGUGCUCAUCAGUUUUAUCAUCAACUAGACAUGAGAAGCCUGAAAAUUCAAACAAAAAGUUGUCUGACUAUAGAAAAGGUGACAAUGGAACCAGGGUUCUGAUCGAUGAUUCCCCUGAAGAACAAAUGAAUAAAACAAGUGAAGUCGAGAGAAGGGAUUCUGAAGUACAAGAUGUCGGUGCUGCAAGAGUUGUUGGAACAGAAGGUAUUGCAGUAAAUAAAUUAUCACCAGAAAAGUGUAUUGAUGAUCACAACAAAGGCUCAUGUUCAUCGCCACUGGAAAAUGUAAAGGAGCUUGUUAAGACAAUACAUAGUUCUUCAAUAAAACUAUUAUCUACCAACUUCAUGGGUGAUGAUCAACUGGAACCACACGACUACAGGCUUCUUCACUCUGUGAUUAACAAUAUUGCACUUGUCCUCAAGGACAAGAAGGGUUCUGUUGGUUGUACUCCUCGUUGUUCGGGUAUAGAGGCUGCUUGGACUUGCAAUAGAUGUUUAGAUGCUGAUGAUGUAAAUCAGAGCAACAUGGAUCAUACGUGCAACAUGCAGGGAAAGAUACAUUCUGUUGGGUGCAAUAAUGUUAAUAGUGAGUUUGACAAUUUUGUUGAGGGCUGCAAUGCAAAUCUCGGGAAAGUCUAUGGCAUGACCCAGGCUAUUGAGAAUGCUUUAUCAAAAAUUCCCUCUGAAAGAGAAGGGGAUGCACGGACACUGUUGUAUAAGAAUCUCUGGAUAGAAGCAGAAGUUGCAACGUGUAGAUUGAAGUAUGAACUUCAACUUACUCAAAUGAAGAUUGAAUCAGAAAACUUGAAGCCCGUUCAGUCAGGCAUGUCAUCAAGCCUGCCUUCUGCACAUGAUCUUCAGGUGAAUGAUUCACCUUUGAAGGCCAAAGGAAGUUUGUCGGGUGUCAUUUCUCCCACUUUGGAUGGUGAAGAAAUAGGAAGUUGCCAGCUUCCUCAUGAAGCAUCAUCGACCCAUGAAUUGAACAAGUCAGAGGAUAUCGAAUCAUCUGUGAUGGUUCGAUUCAAAGUUCUCAAGGAUCGGAUUAUCAGCUCUAAUUACAGAAGCAUGGAGGAACAAGGGACACUUGUUGACUCUGAUACCGGAACAUGCUCAGAUGCAAAAGAAAAUGCGCCUGGUUCUCCAGAUGUUGCAGAUAGUUCUGGCACGAAAGACCGAAUAAAUCUUGCAGAUUUGGGAUUCGUGGAGGGUGUCGUGCAGCCGUAUGACACACACAAACCUAGGCCUUGGUUUUCACUUUCGGAGACCAGAUUUGACAUGCAGCCUCCUCCUGCUGCAACAAGCAACAGCGAAAUAAGGCCAGGUUUAGAUACUUCAAAAUAUGAAAAUACCCGGGAGGUGUUCUCCGGCCCUUUAAAUGGAUCACUGAUUCAGUCAUACAUGACAUACAAGCAGGGGAGCUGGUCUCUUACUGGUGGACAUAUAAACCCUUCAUUUGAGUGGGAGCAUGUCCCGAGGGAGGAAUCCACACAGUAGCAGUGCCUUAAUCAUGAAAAAUAAUCCUACUUUUGUUGAAGUGGAUGUCUUGUGAAUAGCAAUAGAACAUUUGUGGCUUAUGUUUUUGGAACAUGUGAUACUGCAUAUUGAUAAUAUGAACAAAUUUGUGCAAUCAAAUCAUCAUUUUAUGUGUCUUUUGGAA
This is a messenger RNA of Musa acuminata subsp. malaccensis (wild Malaysian banana), 3183 nucleotides long. RefSeq lists its product as uncharacterized. Lineage: Eukaryota; Viridiplantae; Streptophyta; Magnoliopsida; Zingiberales; Musaceae. The record is from RefSeq and is a predicted model, not a curated record.